CAAGAUUUUUCACAUCUUCCCCUCAACGACUAAAGGCUAAAGAAAGUAGUCAUAUAAUGAAGAGCUUUCAUUUCCUUGUCUUAUUGUCUCUGGCAUUGGCUUUCUCUUUUGCCUCUGCCUUUGACCCUAGCCCUCUCCAGGACUUCUGUGUUGCCAUACCUGAACCUAAGAAUGCUGUGUUUGUCAAUGGGAAGUUCUGCAAGAACCCAAACCUUACCGUAGCUGAAGAUUUCUUUUUUCCGGGACUCAAUGUUCCUGGAAAUACAGGAAAUCGAGUUGGAUCCAAUGUCACCCUCGUGAAUGUUGAUAAACUAUUUGGACUUAAUACUCUUGGUAUUUCUCUCGCUCGGUUAGACUUUGCACCCAAUGGUGGCUUAAAUCCUCCUCACACCCAUCCUCGUGCCACAGAGAUCCUUGUAGUCGUGGAAGGCACCCUUUAUGUUGGCUUUGUGACAUCCAACCCUAAUCGCCUUUUCACUAAAGUCUUAUACCCAGGAGAUGUUUUUGUAUUUCCAAUUGGUCUCAUUCACUUCCAGUUUAAUAUUGCAAAGACCAAUGCAGUUGCCUUUGCUGGUCUAAGCAGCCAAAACCCAGGUGUCAUCACGAUAGCAAAUGCAAUCUUCGGGCCUAAUCCACCCAUUAAUCCUGAUGUUCUCGCUAAGGCCUUCCAAUUGAACAACGAUGAAGUGGUAAAACUUCAGAAACUGUUUGCCUAUGCAUAAAACAACCAUUUAAAUUAAGUCAGUGCUGCUCACUGUUUAAGAAUAAAGUUUAGCUAUGUUCGAUGCAGUGUCUCCAAUAAUUGAGCAAGCGUAUCCUAAUCAAAUAAAAUGAUGUAAUUUCUUGGUGUGCCUAUUCUAAUGACAUAAAGAGAUGUGUUCUUGUUCUGCCUUUCCAA
Molecule: messenger RNA, 898 nt
Organism: Hevea brasiliensis (rubber tree)
Lineage: Eukaryota; Viridiplantae; Streptophyta; Magnoliopsida; Malpighiales; Euphorbiaceae
Product: germin-like protein subfamily 1 member 13
Exons: 2
Coding region: 57-722 (221 amino acids)
Cellular component (GO): cell wall
Molecular function (GO): manganese ion binding
Source: RefSeq, a predicted model, not a curated record